Molecule: messenger RNA, 2509 nt
Organism: Micropterus salmoides (largemouth bass)
Lineage: Eukaryota; Metazoa; Chordata; Actinopteri; Centrarchiformes; Centrarchidae
Gene: b3galnt2
Product: beta-1,3-N-acetylgalactosaminyltransferase 2
Exons: 12
Coding region: 139-1626 (495 amino acids)
Cellular component (GO): membrane
Molecular function (GO): hexosyltransferase activity
Source: RefSeq, a predicted model, not a curated record
GAGCCCGGCGGAGAGCUGCGGAGCUGAAAUGAAGCGCACACUCGGAGCGGCUCACACCGUACAGCGCCGUGCGGCUCAGGAAGAGGCUCCGCGCCGCGAAAGCUGAAGGCUGCUCCGGCUGAGUGAAGGGCUCCGUCCAUGCGGAGGCUAGCGCUCAUUCUGCUGCCCUGUGCUGUCGCCGUCCUGGUGCACUUGUGGUUGGCACAACGACCCUCCUCCACCCCGCUGGACAACAACAUACACACGGAUGAAGCUCUACCUUUCUGUGAAGUUUUGGUGGGAGUGCUGUCAGCGAGACAUCAUUAUGAACUGCGACAAGCGAUAAGAGAGACCUGGCUGGGCUACCUCCGAGAUCACCCCCACUUCCAGCACAGAGUGGGGGUGAAGUUUAUUGUGGGUGAACAUGGGUGUCCCAUUCCAGAGGAGGACCGAGAGGAUCCGUACUCCUGCUCCCUCCUAAACUUCACUGAGCCAGGGGCAGGCCAGGAUGCAGAGAUAGAGAUUGUAACGUUGUCUGACCCCUCGACGCUCGCUCCCUCCGACGUGUCGGCCAUCGCCCUGGAUUUCAAGGUCCUCCACCCUGUGGUGAUCACCAGGCUGGGGGUGUUUACCAGCGGGACCCGGCCGGAGCUUCAGAGCAAUGUGACGGUGAAGCUUCUCCAGCUGGACCAGGAGGAGGCUGUGGUCACUGCUCGCUUCAGUGCCAUCAGUACAGGGACCAUGGUGAACGGGGUGUGGUACAAACCAGUGGAACAGUUCAUCUUGCCUAAGGGUUUUGAGGGGACGCUGGUUUGGAAGAAUUUGGACUCUGCUGGUCUGACCACAGUCAACUCUUCCUCUGUGCAGCUCAAUGAUGGAGGAGGUGUCCUCAAGAUCUCCUCCAUCGCAGAGGGCAUAUUGCCUCAUAGAAGUGCGCUUGGAUUUCCCGGUUUGGCUGGAGGGUUCACAUUUACUAUCUAUGAUGGAGACGGCCUGACGGGGCUCCUGCGAGGCCGCCCUGCCAGGAUGGAGCACCAUGCCUCCAGGCUGAGGGAGGAGGACGCCGCCUUGCAACGGGAGAGCCUCAGGCACGGCGACAUGGUGUUCGUAGACGUGGUAGAUACCUACAGGAACGUGCCUUCCAAACUGCUUCAGUUCUAUAAAUGGUCUGUGGGAAACGCUGACUUUAAUCUGCUGCUGAAGACUGAUGAUGAUUGUUACAUCGACGUGGACUCAGUAUUAAUGAAGAUUGACCACAAGGGUCUAAAGCGUAGCAAUUUCUGGUGGGGGAAUUUCAGGCAGAGCUGGGCGGUGGACCGCAUUGGGAAGUGGCAGGAGCUGGAGUACGCUAGUCCAGCCUACCCAGCGUUCGCCUGUGGCUCAGGCUAUGUGGUCUCUCGUGACCUUGUCCAGUGGCUCGCCAGUAAUGCAGAUAAACUGAAGGCCUACCAGGGAGAAGACGUGAGCAUGGGGAUAUGGAUGGCAGCUGUUGGACCACAGAAAUAUCAGGACCCCGGCUGGCUGUGUGAGAAAGAGUGCUACCUGGACAUGCUGUCGUCCCCCCAACACACAGCUGAGGAGCUGCACAUCCUCUGGGACAGGAAGAGGGCCUGUGGAGACCCCUGCGGUUGUCCCUGGGGCCACUAAACCUGGCUCACACUGCACUUACCAGGUGGCGCUGUGGGUAGAAUGCACUCAACACCGGUUGUCAGUUCAGUUUCUGUGAUGUUUUUCUUCAUCAAAAAGAGUUGUUUCAGAGUUUUAUCAACUAUUAUAUAAAAAUGCUUAGAUUUUUAAGAUUUUAUGUUGCAAAAUAAUCUUAAAAACCUUCAAAUUGCAUUGCAGGUUCUUAAUAUUAACAAAAAUACUGUGUCAACGUAAUAAAAAAUGUGCAGCUUCAGAAUAUGUUAAAAACUCAUUUAGCUGUAGCACACUGUCAGUAUUUGUAUCAUGAACUCUGUUAUUAAAUUUGAGAUUGAAAAUGUCUUCAGUGGAACAGACACAAUGUGGAAACAGACUCAUGGAUUAAAAGAUGUUUUAGUAUGCGGUAACUGACAGGGGUGGACAAGAACCACGUGCAAUACCAGCAUGUGGUGGUCAUCGUGUACAGAGUCGUUGCUGUAAGACCUGAGUACUAGGUAAUAUUAUAAAUAUAAACGUUUUGGUUUAAAAGGGAUAUUUGAUGAAGUUUUAAAGGUGAUUGCUUUACAUUGCUAUAUUUUGUAAAUUAUUGUCUUAAGCUCUUCAUCCUCUUUACUAUUUGUAGAUUUAAGACAAGCUUUCUCACAAACACACAGAUUGUACUGUAACUGUCAUUGUGCAAAUAGUGAUGUGGCCUUACUGUAUUUGUUAGGCGUCAGACUGUAUGUAUGUUCACACAUGGUAUCGACACGGAUUUAAAUGAGUGUAUUUGCAACACAAACUUUUGGAACUUGACCAAGCAGUCAGAGUGACUGUGAAAUAGACUCAGUUGUUUGACACUGGUUUUAUGAAACCCUCCUCAGAGGUAAUAAAGAACACUUCAGAGAGA